This is a messenger RNA of Ophidiomyces ophidiicola, 1860 nucleotides long. RefSeq lists its product as uncharacterized. The record is from RefSeq and is a predicted model, not a curated record. Bases 1 to 1860 code for a protein of 619 amino acids. The transcript has 3 exons. NCBI's taxonomy places the organism in Eukaryota, Fungi, Ascomycota, Eurotiomycetes, Onygenales, Onygenaceae. Gene Ontology annotation, molecular function: catalytic activity.
AUGGUCGACAAAGCCAAGCAGCCUGAGUUCUACCUAUAUCCAACGCCAGUGGAAGGCCCCAAAACUCCAUACAAGGACGAUGCUAGCUACAACCCAGCUCUUCGGGGCAAAUUGCUCGAUAUAGCAGCAUCGAUAGUUCAGUUUUCUGGCCUUAUACAGACAAUUCUCUGGAAGAACGCUGGAUUCGAUAUUCUACAUUCCAUUACAGAAUUAGACGACUACGAACCACGAUACGAUCCCACCGUUAUUCCCGCGACGAAUUAUGCCGGGCGGGCUCCCGCCACAGCUCCUGUCGGUUCUAAACGCCAGGGCGGAUACUAUGCCGCAGCUGACUACCGUGCGCUUUACCUCUCUGGCGAACUUACCCCCUUACAAGUUGUCGAUGCUCUCCUACCGUUAGUUCGUCGAGAUUCUUCGCCACCGGGCGAGCAUUCUCUCGCGUUCCUGGAGUCGAAGGUGGAUCUUAUCCGCGCGGCUGCCGAAGCCUCGACAGCGAGGUAUAAAAAUGGUAGUUCUCUCGGACCAUUAGAUGGAGUCCCUGUCGCAGUUAAAGAUGAGGUAGAUCUGGAAGGCUACAAGAGGACAUUGGGAAGUAAGCUGGAUUUCACUCCUAAACACGGAGGGACGUCUUGGUGCGUGAAAAAAUGGGAAAACGCUGGUGCCAUUGUAAUCGGGAAAACCAACAUGCACGAGUUGGGCCUCGAUACGUCCAAUAAUAAUCCUAUCUACGGCACCCCUAGAAACCCUCACAACCCUAAUUACUAUACUGGUGGCUCUUCUGGCGGCUCUGCUUAUGCUGUUGGUGCUGGAAUCGUGCCAAUCGCUCUUGGUGCAGAUGGUGGUGGCUCAAUUCGUAUUCCAGCAAGCUUCUGUGGAAUAUAUGGCUUAAAAACGACACAUGGCCGUAUCUCUGGGUCCCCAACAUGUGGUCUUGCUUCUACUACCGGUGUUUUUGGCCCGAUGGCUAGCAGCCUCGACGAUCUUGAACUCUCAUAUAAUCUAAUGUCGAUGCCAGACCCCGACAAUUGGGCAUCUUCUUGUUUCCCCGACACAACCGUCGCCACAGUUGUGGAUUCUCGUCCGAAGGUUAUAGGUGUUUAUCAGGACUGGGUCAAGCGAUCUGAUGGCCCGGUUCUAUCCCUUUUCAAUAGAAUGAUUGAGUACUAUCGUACACAACAGGGCUACGAAAUCGUAGACAUUCACAUUCCUUAUAUUCCCGAAGGUCAAAAGGCUCACGCCCUUACUAUCCUUUCUGAAAUUGCUGCCGCCUUUUCAAAAGAGCAGACAUCUAAGCUCUCUGCUCCAAACAAAGUGUUGGUCUCUAGUGGGAGCUCCCAGGUCUCAGCGCGAGAUUUUUUUGCGGCACAGAGACUCCGCAGCCUACUAAUGUCCCAUUUGGCAUUCUUGUUCAAAAAAUACCCAGGCAUGAUUAUCGCUACCCCUACUUUACCCGUAGAGGGAUGGCGGAUUUCUGGGGAGGCUGAUUUAACACAUGGUGUUAGCGACACCAACAUGUCCGUACGUACCAUGGAAUUUGUCUAUCUUGCCAACUUCUGCGGCUGUCCGUCCAUUUCCUGUCCUAUGGGCUAUACCGAUGAUUCUGAAAUUCCAGUUGGAAUUAUGGGCAUGUCCGACUGGGGCAGCGAGUGGGCACUGAUUGAAUGGGCCCGUGAUGGGAAGGGGGUCUUGGAUGGUGAAGAGGACAUUUCUAGCAAUGGGAAUGGCGCAAUCGAUGCUGGUGAUCCAGCCAUUGUGGUUGGAAAAGGUUUGAGAAUACCUUCUACGAAGAAUGGAGGCAAGUGGGUUGAUGCGAUCGGUCGAGUACUGCAGAGCACUGAAACUGUGCCAUCUGCUGAGUGA